UCUGCCCCCACCUGCCCUGAAUGAUGGGUAGCCACUGCACGUAUCACUGAUGACAGACAAUAAUAAUAAACUGUUUGAAGGGCACCGGGCAAUAAUGGACAUUCGUGAAAGAGGAUAACUGAGUCUGAUGUCCAGGCUACAGUGUGCAAUUCCCCAAGUCAACUCUUACAGAAGCGCCAUUCCCCGCUUGCAGAGUAAAAACACUGUGGCUUUUUGAAGUAGGAGGUUCGUUCUCUGUUGAUUCUGUGUAGAGGUAGCAAGAAGAAAAAGCAAGAGGAAUUCGCUCUUAAAUGAGUGAAAAUACGGAUCGGCGCUGUACAGCAGCCAGAGUAAAGAGGCUGAGAUCGAAGGGAAGAAAAUGAGAAACAAGUGGGGAUAGCACAAAAAUAAGGAAAAGCCAAGGGGGCACGCGAACCGGAGACGAAGCAAAACCGCUGCAAUUGACGAUCAACGGAUUACAACAUUAUUCCCGUUGUUGGCGAGUAAACUAUUUUCUAGAGGGAAUUGAUGCUGUCUUUACAGAGUAGAACAGACUUUGCCAAGGUGAUUUUGAAUGCACUCGGCUGAAUCAUGCUGAGGCUGUGGAUAAUAACUUUGACUAUCAGUUUUAACAAAGUGUGGACAGCGAGGUUCUCACAGGAGCCAGCGGACCAGUCUGUUGUUUUGGGAGAGAGAGUAGUCAUGUCCUGUGUCGUCUACAACUACACCGGAAUCGUACAGUGGACCAAGGAUGGACUGGCGCUGGGCAUCGGAGAGGGCCUCAGGGCCUGGCCCAGGUACCGUGUGCUGCGGGUGAUAGACAUGGGCCAGUAUAACCUGGAGAUCUCUGCGGCAGAGCUGACCGAUGACUCCCUGUAUGAGUGCCAGGCCACAGAGGCUGCCCUACGCUCCCGGAGAGCCAAACUCACCGUCCUCAUCCCUCCCGAUGACCCAGUGAUCGAGGGCUUUCCAGAGAUCCUGCUGAGAGCCAAUGUCUCCUAUAACCUGAGCUGUGUGUGCCGCGGGGCCAAGCCACUGGGCAUCAUCGAGUGGAAACGGGACGGGGUGGCCCUGGAGGGAGCCUUCAGCACCACCGAGGUUCUCCCAGACAGAAAGAGGGUGACGACAAGGAGCUUCCUGCCCAUCGUCCCAGAGGACAAAGACACGGGACGCAACUUCACCUGUGUGGCCAGCAACAAGGCUGUCCCAAUGGGAAAACGCACCACCGUCACCCUCAACGUGCACCACCCCCCCAAGGUGACCCUAUCCAUGGAGCCUCGGUCUGUCCUGGAGGGAGAGAGAGUCAUCUUCACCUGCCAGGCCACCGCCAACCCUCCCAUCAUGGGUAUCCGGUGGGCGAAGGGUGGUGUUCUCCUGGAGGGGGCGAGGGAGAGUGUGUUUGUGACCCCAGUAGACCACUCCUUUCACACCGAGCCGGUCUCCUGCUCUGUGUCCAACGCUGUGGGACACACCAACCUCAGCAUCGUGGUCGACGUACACUAUGGUCCUAUCCUGAAGGGGGCGCUCACUCCGAUUACAGUGGACAUUGACUUUGACGCCAAACUCAACUGCAAGUGGGCCGGAAACCCUCCACUCACACUCACCUGGACCAAGAAAGGAUCUAACAUGGUCCUUAGUAACAAUGAGGAGCUGGUCCUGAAGUCCGUAAACCAGGCAGACGCGGGCCAGUAUGUGUGUAAGGCCAUCGUCCCCAGGAUCGGAGUGAGAGAGACUGAGGUCAAUCUUAUAGUCAACGGCCCUCCCAUCAUCUCCAGCGAGCCAGUGCAGUACACAGUGAGAGGGGAGAGAGGAGAGGUCAAGUGCUAUAUCGCCAGCACCCCUCCACCCGAUAAGAUUGUGUGGGCGUGGAAGGAGAACGUGUGGGAGAAGGAGAAGGGGACUCUGCUGGAGAGGUACACGGUGGAGCAGAGUAAACCUCACUCCCAGGGAGGGGCUGUCCUCUCCACCCUCACCAUCAACAACGUCAUGCAGUCUGACUUCUACUCUCCGUACAACUGCACCGCCUGGAACGCCUUCGGACCCGGGACCAUGAUCAUCACCUUGGAGGAGAAAGAGAUAGUUCCGGUGGGGAUUAUAGCUGGUGGAACAGUUGGAUCCUCCAUCCUGCUCCUGAUCUUUCUGCUGGCUCUGGCCUUCUUCCUCUACCGCCAACGAAAAGGCAGUCGGCGUGGGGUCACUCUGGGGAAGCCAGACAUCAAGGUGGAGACGGUCAACAAGGAGACACACAGUCUGGAGGAGGAGUCAGGGAGCAUUUCCACGGCGACACGCAUGGUCAAAACCAUGUACUCUCCGUUCAAAGACGAUAUGGAUCUGAAGCAGGACCUGCGCAGUGAGCUCGAUACCCGCGAGGAGUACGAACUGAAGGAUCCAACGAACGGCUACUACAAUGUCCGCGCGACCACCCACGACGAUGCCAGGCCGUCGUCCCGCUCUAUGCUGUACCAGGGAGAGUUCCGGAACGCCAACCCUCCGGGGGGAGCAACAGGAGCUACCUCCAGUGGACCAGCAGGGGGCCCUGGUGGGGCGGUGGUGGCAGGAGGGGUCCCGGGGAAUCCGGGGUCACGGGCAGGGUGCUACGACCCCCGACCUCCGUCCAGGAUCUCUCAUACUAACUACGCCCAGUUCAACACCUUCACUAGGGCUGGGCAGAGCCAAGCCCCGCCCAACAUCACCCAUCCCUCCCAUCCCACUUCACAGACCAGCGAAUUCCCCGGAGACUGCGCCCUAUUGGACAGCAACAAUCAGCUCACCUAUGACAACUACGGCUACCCCGCCAAGUACCCCACCUAUCGGAUGGGCUUUGCCCCGCCCCCGGAAGUAGAACCAGCCUAUGAGAUGUACCCGACUGGGCAAGGGGUGGGACCAGGGCCAGUCCAAGGACUAGGUUCUGGUCCAGAAACUCUGCUGGGGAAGUAUGGGACCUCCACCCGCUUCUCCUACUCCUCUCCUCCUGGUACGGACUACAAUCAGAGACACACGCAGAGGAUGCAGACACACGUGUGAGAGAUGUAUUGUGUAGUACACAGUGGUUUUCAUACACAUAUACGUGCAUACAGUGCAUUCGGAAAGUAUUCAGAACCCUUGACUUUUUCCACAUUUUGUUAUGGUACAACCUUAAUCUAAAAUUGAUUAAAUCGUUUUUUUCCUUCAAUAAUUUACACACACUACACAUAAUGCAAAAACAGGUUUUUAGAAAUUUUUUCACAUUUAUUAAAAACGGAAAUACCACAUUUACAUAAGUAUUCAGAACCGUUACUCAGUACUUUGUUGAAGCACCUUUGGCAGUUAUUACAGCCUUGAGUCUUCUUGGGAAUGAUGCUACAAGCUUGGCACACCUGUAUAGGGGGGAGUUUCUCUCAUGCCGCUGAAAAACAUUCCCACAGCAUGAUGCUGCCACCACCAUGCUUCACUAUAGGGAUGGUGCCAGGUUUCCUCCAGACGUGACGCUUGGCAUUCAGGCCAAAGAGUUCAAUCUUGGUUUCAUCAGACCAGAAAAUCUUGUUUAGAUGCCUUUUGGCAAACUCCAAGCAGACUGUCAUGUGCUUUUUACUGAGGAGUGGCUUCCGUAUGGCCACUCUACCAUAAAGGCCUGAUUGGUGUAGUGCUGCUAAAAUGGUUGUUCUUCUGUAAGGUUCUCCCAUCUCCACAGAGGAACUCUGGAGCUCUAUUAGAGUGACCCCUUGACCCCGGGUUCUUGGUCACCUCCCUGACCAAGGCCCUUCUCCCCGAUUGCUCCAUUUGCCGGGUGGCCAGCUCUAGAAAGAGUCUUGGUGGUUCCAAACUUCUUCCAUUUAAGAAUGAUGGAGGCCACUGUGUUCUUGGGGACCUUCAAUGCUGCAGAAAUGUUUUGGUACCCUUCCCCAGAUCUGUGUCCCGACACAAACAUGUCUCGGUCUGUACGUACAUGCACUGUCAAAUGUGGGACCUUAUAUAGACAGGUGUGUGACUUUCCAAAUCGUGUCUGAUCAAUUGAAUUUACCACAGCUGGACUCCAAUCAAGUUUAGACACAUCUCAAGGAUGAUCAAUGGAAACAGGAUGCACCUGAGCUCAGUUUUGAGUCUCAUAACAGAGGGUCUGAAUACUUAUGUAAAUUAGGUAUUUUUGUUUUUUAUUUGUAAUACAUUUUCAAAAAUGUAUAGAAACCUGUUUUCGCUAUGUCAUUGUGGGGUAUUGUGUGUAGAUUGAUGAGAAAUAAAUCAAUGUAAUCCCUUUUAGAAUAAGGCUGUAACGUAACAAAAUGUGGAAAAGUCAAUGGGUCUACUUUCCGAAUGUACUGUAUACACCUAAAAACAAACGUACUUGUCCGAGUGAAACAGAAAGAUAUACUCAACCGGGGAGAACGACUGCCCCCUGGCAUUGAGGAUUUCAAGUUGAAGACCGACACAAUACUGCAGUCAUUGUUUCCAGAUAACAGGAUCCCUAAUUAAAGUGACUGGGGAAGUGCCGAUCUUCGUGGUCAAUAUUUGUGUAUAUACAUUUUUGUUAUAUACACAAAUAUUGGUACCAAUAAUUGAUUAUAUUUCACCAGAUGUAUGUCCUUGAACUGACUACUUUAAAUCACACAGACAAAGUUAUGGGAUCAUUUAGUUGCUAAUGUCAGCCUGCAGUACCUCGGUCGGCCUUUAACUUGAAAACUCCAUGAGAGGGGGCAGCACUGAGCUAGCCUGCAACAUCACUUCCUAGAGUAGCUCAAACUGCCCAUGCAAUGUUUCCAAAAACUCUUCCAUUGUAGCAAGAUUGUGACACGCUGAAAUGACACUUCCUCUUCAUCAAAUGCGCCACAGAGCGUUCUCAUAGGAAACUACGGGGUGACGUCAUUGAUGGCUUCGUCCAUAUUGUUUUUAGUCUAUGCACUCAACACAUUUCUGCUGUCUACACACUUGCUCUAUCCCAUAUACACAAACAAUCUUACACAGUUUCUCUCAAACACUCUAUUGUGUGCAAUCUUAAGCUCCGAGAGCUGAUAAAGCGAAAGCCACAAUCAAGGGAGGGAAGACAUGAAAUGAUAAGAGAAAGAACGGCUGGGAGUACUUUUCUUAAACGAGGAGAGGAGGGGUUUCACAGAGUGUGAUUAUUUAAAUGCUGAUAGAAAGCAUCCAGUUCGACUCUGUCUCUCUUUCCUCUCAACCCAUCUCUGUAUAUACAGUUGAAGUCAGAAGUUUACAUACACCUUAGCCAAAUACAUUUAAACAAAAUUUUUCACAAUUCCUGAUAUUUAAUCCUAGUAAAAAUUCCCUGUCUUGGGUCAGCUAGAAUCACCACUUUAUUUUAAGAAUGUGAAAUGUCAGAAUAAUAGUAGAGAGAAUGAUUUCAGCUUUUAUUUCUUUUAUCACAUUCCCAGUGGGUCAGAAGUUUACAUACACUCAAUUAGUAUUUGGUAGCAUUGCCUUUACAUUGUUUAACUUGGGUCAAACGUUUUGGGUAGCCUUCCACAAGCUUCCCGCAAUAAGUUGGGUGAAUUUUGGCUCAUUCAUCCUGACAGAGAUGGUGUAACUGAGUCAGGUUUGCAGGCCUCCUUGCUCGCACAUGCUUUUUCGGUUCUGCCCACAAAUUUUCAAUGGGAUUGAGGUCAGGGCUUGUGAUGUCCACUCCAAUACCUUGACUUUGUUGUCCUUAAGCCAUUUUGACACAACUUUGGAAGUAUACUUGGGGUCAUUGUCCAUUUGGAAGACCCAUUUGCGACCAAUCUUUAACUUCCUGACAGAUGUCUUGAGAUGUUGCUUCAAUAUAUACAAAUAUUUUUCCUCCCUCAUGAUGACAUGUAUUUUGUGAAGUGCACCAGUCCCUCCUGCACCAAAGCACCCCCACAACAUGAUGCUGCCACACCCCAGCUUCACGUUUGGGAUGGUGUUCUUCGCCUAGCAAGCCUCCCCUUUUUCCUCCAAACAUAACAAUGGUCAUUAUGGCCAAACAGUUCUAUUUUUGUCAGACCAAAGGACAUUUCUCCAAAAGUCGUUUGGAUAUUAACAUAUAUUAACAAGAUAUUAACAAACACACACACUCUCUCACACGUUCAAGGAGAUGGUCUUGCGUCACUGCUGUGCUCAGGCAAGGCGACAGCUUGUACUCCGUAUGUGGACCUCUUUAUAACCUGCUUCUUUUCGAUGCCACCACAAACUGCUCAACUGGCAUGGCCAAAGGGCUCCUCCAAGAAGUGAAGGAAAAUGAAACAUGGUGUGCGUUCCAAAUGGCACCCUAAUCCCCAUGUAGUGCACUAGUUUUGACCAAGGCCAGGAACUCUGAUCAAAAAUGUGCACUAUACAGGGAAUAGGGUGCAAUUUGGGACACAUCCAAGGCAUCAUGGAAUAACAGCCUUCACGCCAAUAUGGGGAUUUUACCUCCGACAAGAAAGAGAACAACUGGUGGGCCAAGGACCACGUGCUGCACACCUAUAAGGUACGUUGGAGUACGACUCUCCACUGUACAUUGGAGUACGACUCUCCAUGGUACGGUGGGGUACGACUCUCCAUGGUACGGUGGGGUAUGACUCUCCAUGGUACGGUGGGGUACGACUCUCCAUGGUACGUUGGAGUACGACUCUCCAUGGUACGGUGGGGUACGACUCUCCAUGGUACGGUGGGGUACGACUCUCCAUGGUACGGUGGGGUACGGUGGGGUACGACUCUCCAUGGUACGGUGGGGUACGACUCUCCAUGGUACGGUGGGGUACGACUCUCCAUGGUACGUUGGAGUACGACUCUCCAUGGUACGUUGGAGUACGACUCUCCAUGGUACGGUGGAGUACGACUCUCCAUGGUACGGUGGGGUACGACUCUCCAUGGUACGGUGGAGUACGACUCUCCAUGGUACGGUGGAGUACGACUCUCCAUGGUACGUUGGAGUACGACUCUCCAUGGUACGGUGGGGUACGACUCUCCAUGGUACGGUGGGGUACGACUCUCCAUGGUACGGUGGGGUACGACUCUCCAUGGUACGGUGGGGUACGACUCUCCAUGGUACGGUGGGGUACGGUGGGGUAUGACUCUCCAUUGUACGGUGGGGUACGACUAUAACAUGGUACGGUGGAGUACGACUCUCCAUGGUACGGUGGGGUACGACUCUCCAUGGUACGGUGGGGUAUGACUCUCCAUAACCAGAUGAGGGGUACAGUGGUUUGCGAAAGUAUUCACCUCCUUUGGCAUUUUCCCUAUUUUGUUGUCUUACAACCUGGUAUUAAAAUUGAUUUUUUGGGGGGGUGCCAUAUUCUUUCAAUUUUUUAAUAAGGGGAUUUAAUGGUUAUUCAUGGGAUGUUCAAAGUUUUGGAUAUUUUUUUAUAACCCAACCCUGAUCUGUACUUUUCCACAACUUUGUCCCUCACCUGUUUGGAGAGCUCCUUGGUCUUCAUGGUGCCGCUUGCUUGGUGUUGUUGCAGACUCUGGGGCCUUUUAGAACAGGUAUACUGAGAUCAUGUGACAGAUCAUGUGACACUUAGAUUGCACAAAGGUGGACUUUAUUUAACUAAUUAUGUGACUUCUGAAGGUAAUUGGUUGCACCAGAUCUUAUUUAGGGGCUUCAUAGCAAAGGGGGUGAAUACAUAUGCACUUACCACUUUUCACAUUUUUUCUUUUUUAUAAUAUUUUUAAAUAAGUACUUUUCAAAUUUCACUUCACUAAUUUGGACUAUUUUGUGUAUGUCCAUUACAUGAAAUCCAAAUAAAUAUCAAUUUAAGUGACAGGUUGUAAUGCAACAAAAUAGGAAAAACACCAAGGGGGAUGAAUACUUUUGCAAGGCACUGUAUGUGUGGACUAUAUAAUGAAAUACAGUUUUGUAUACAGUAUGCCACUUAUAUAAGGUAACCUAAUCGGGAAAGGAUGGAGCUGUAGCAAGCUUCUUCAAAUGCUCCUUCCUCCUCCUCUGACUACCCCACAUUUCACCCACAGGAGGUCAAUGCUGUGUGUUUGGGAAGCGGGUGAAAGAGCUUUUGUAUUUAAAUAAAUCUCUACAAUUUGUACAAAAUGCCCCCAGUCCCCCAUCCUCAAAUAUUACUGUAUUGGUUUCUCUCGCUUGCACAGUAGAAUAUCCAUAUUUAUACCUAAAUAGAAUAAGAAAAAAUGGCAUUUAGAAUGUUUUUUAAAUAUUUUUAUAUGGAGUUGUGGACCAAAGGUUCAGAGUUUUGGGUGACAUUCACUUUUACAAUUCAAUGUUCUGAGGCUUCUGUGUCCAGGUUCAACCAUUGUUGAGUUGUGUUGAGUUUUGAUCUAGCAGGGUGUUGUUGUAGACUAGGGUAGCGUCUCAAAAGGCACCCCAUCCCCUAUAUAGUGCACUACUUUUGACCAGAGUCUCACCAUAAGAUAUCGGGAAUAGGAUGCCAUUUGGAAAGUGGUCAUGACGGGCUCUGGGGUGAUAUGGUUUACUCUAAAGUUUUGCGAGGUCUUGGGGGGGGGAACGGCAUACGUUUAUCAAGAGAUACUGAUCGAGGAGGAUGUGACCCAAUAUGGUACUGGUUAGUGUACUCUUCAGUUUGAUGCUGGCUAUGGUACAGUUUUGAUGUUUUUGUUACUUUGCUUUACCCCAUUUGGGUAUUUGGUACAGUGCUCUGUAGUGGUGGAUGUGUAGGCCUACACACAGUGGCUAACCUGUGGCUGUAGGUAAACUCUGAUUAUGUCAUCCACCCUCAUUAUUCACUUCAGACGUUGACAAUCAUUGUUGAUUUGACUUAAUAAUAUAAUAGUACAAAUAUAUGCCAUUUAGCAGACACUUUUAGCCAAAGUAACUUACAGUUGUGCAUUGCAUACAUUUUACGUAUGGGUGGUCCCGGGAAUCGAACUCGCUAUGGAGGAGAGAGGAGGGCCAUGAGUUCCAUGCCAAAUGGCACCUUAUUCUCUAUAUAGUGCCCUACUUUUAACCAGAGCCCUAUGGGUCCUGAUCAAAAAUAGUGAACUACAUAGGGAAUAGGGUGCCAUUUGGAAUGCAUCCAGGAGGACAAGGAACUCAUGCUGGAGGAAGGAGGUGGCGUGGUCCAUCUUUAUGGGCCGUGUUUCAAUACUCUACUCUGACUUUGUGUGUCCCAAGUGGCACCCUAUAGAGUUACAUAUAGAACCCAUAUAUAACAUAUAGGAUCUCAGUGUCCUAUUCCCUAUAUAGUGCACUACUUUUGCUCAGAUCCUUAUGGGUACUGGUCAAAGUAUUGCUCUACAUAUGGAAUAGGGUGCCAUUUGGGGAACACAUAAUGUUGCAGCCAGCCACGGAUCAGAAGAGAACGAAACGUCCUUCUUAGAUCUGUUUCUACUAGAGUCCUCUUGGCUUUCUUCCAGCUCUCACCUUUCCUUCCAAAUGAAAACAUAAGAGUAGAUCAGAGUAUGUCUCUGUCAAUAAACGUGUGUUUGAUGGGGUAGGGUUGGUAGGACGGAAGGGAUGAGGAUGGGGGGCCCUCUGUUCAAAAGAUAUAGCUUCGUUCAUAAACUCGUUACCAUCUUUUUACUUCCUCAUGCAUUUUUUUUCUCUCCAAAAGAAAUGCCUUCCCUGUAUGAAAUCUGUUUUUUUUAAUCAGCAUAUUAUAUUAGUGGUAUUAUUAUGCCACCAAUGAAGUGACGAUUGAGGUUAUACUACAGUGUUUAAACUUUUAUAGACAUACUGUAUCCUUUACUUCGUUUUUGAUAUAGGUGUGUAUUUAAAGGGGGUUAUUAUCCUAGAAAGACCAUGGCAACCUAUUCCCUAUAUAGUGCAAUGCUUUACACCAGGGCCCAUAGGACUCUGGUCAAUAGUAGUGCUCUAUGUAUGGAAUACGUUUGGUACAUAGGGAGUGGUGAUACAUGUAUGUGGCCAAAGGGACUGCACAACCAGGCCACACCAGGCGGGAUAGAUAGCGAUCUUGCCCAGGCUGAACCCAGGCCCUGGUCUCUGGUCCUUGGUCCCAGUGGACAGCACUAAGGUGCUCAGAACUGUUCUGACCAGCACUGACUGAUGUACAUGGUUUGGUAGCAGUCUUGUGUUUGGAAUCUCUAAUCUAAUGGGUGCCAAAAGACUGCAGCAAAAACUAAAAUGAACAAAGCAGAAAAAAAAUGCAGCAGCCAUUUGUGUGUGUGUGUAUGACCUCCGACCCUAAUGUUUUGAUCUGUGCGUGCGUGCGUGUGUGCGUGCGUGUGUAGAAAUGGGAUGUUGGGCUGUGAAGAAAAUGUAGGUGAGAGACAGAGGCAUGGGCAGCAUCCCAAAUUGUACCCUAUCACCAACAUAGUGCACUACUUUUGACCAGAACCCAUGGGGGGCCAUUUCGGGAUGCAGUCAUGGAGCCAUUAUGUGGCCUUAGGACAUGAAGAAUUAGCAGACUGAGUCCACUCAUCCUUCAUGCUGCUGUUGAGCGUGUUUGUGCUCCAAGAACGUCCAUGAUUGAGAUUUGGGGUGUGUCCCAAAUGCCACCCUAUUCCCUGUAUAGUGCACUACUUUUGACUUGAGCAUUUUGGGCACUGGUAAAAAGAUGUGCACUAUAAAGGGAAUAGGGUGCCAUUUGGUUUGGCGUGAGUGCAUUUCUUCCAUAUCAUACGUUCACAAUAAUUUUAUAUUCUUUCAUUGCUCCGACAGGACUGUAUACCUUGUAUUAUUGCUAUUAUGAUUUAACAUUAAGUAAUGCUCCUCUGUAUAACGGUUCUACUUGAUUGUUAUUUUACAUAAACAAAGAUAUUAUAAAAAUGUGCUUUUAUUUACAUUUUUGUUUAAUUUAAAAAAAAAAAAUCUAAUUGUAUGUAAUUAUUUUUCCACAGUAUUGCAGAAAAUAAAAAGACACAGCCUCCAUAAAACAAGGAUAACCUGCCUUAUUUCACAGUUUAAAUGAAACACAUAAUGUAUGUCUGAAAUUGUACCCUAUUCCCUAAAUAGGGAACUACUUUUGACUGUGUCCCAAAUGGCAUCCUAUCCUAUCAUUAUCUUGUACUAUCACGUUUUAAGGUACGGUUGAAGUGGGAAGUUUACAUACACCUUAGCCAAAUACAUUUAAAUUUCAGUUUUUCACAAUUCCUGACAUUUAAUCAUAGUAGAAAUUCCCUGUCUUAGGUCAGGUAGGAUCACCACUUUAUUUUAAGAAUGUGAAAUGUCAUAAUAAUAGUAGAGAGAAUGAUUUAUUUCAGCUUUUAUUUCUUUCAUCACAUUCCCAGUGGGUCGGAAGUUUACAUACACUCAAUUAGUAUUUGGUAGCAUUGCCUUUAAAUUGUAUAACUUGGGUCAAACGUUACGGGUAGCCUUCCACAAGCUUCCCACAAUAAGUUGGGUGAAUUUGUGACUGACUUGUAACUGAGUCAGGUUUGUAGGCCUCCUUGCUCGCACACGCUUUUUUCAGUUUUUCAGUUCUGCCCACAAAUUUUCUAUGGGAUUGAGGUCAGGGCUUGACUUUGUUGUCCUUAAGCCAUUUUGCCACAACUUUGGAAGUAUGUUUGGGGUCAUUGUCCAUUUGGAAGAUGAAUUUGCGACCAAUCGUUAACUUCCUGACUGAUGUCUUGAGAUGUUGCUUCAUUAUAUCCACAUAAUUUCCCCCCUCAUUAUGCUAUCCAUUUUGUGACGUGCACCAGUCCCUCCUGCACCAAAGCACCCCCACAACAUGAUUCUGCCACUCCCAUGCUUCACGGUUGGGAUGGUGUUCUUCGGGCUUGCAAGCCUCUCCCUUUUUCCUCCAAACAUAAUGAUGGUCAUUAUCGCCAAACAGUUCUAUUUUUGUUUCAUCAGACCAAAGGACGUUUGUCCAAAAAGUACAAUCUUUGUCCCCAUGAGCAGUUGCAAACCGUAGUCUGGCUUUUUUAUGGUGGUUUUGGAGCAGUGUGUUUUUCCUUGCUGAGCGGAUAUAGGACUCGUUUUACUGUGGAUAUAGAUACUGUUGUACCUGUUUCCUCCAGCAUCUUCACAAGGUCCUUUUCUGUUGUUCUGGGAUUGAUUUGCAUUUUUUGCAUCAAAGUGCGUUCAUCUCUAGGAGACAGAACGCGUCUCCUUCCUGAUCGGUAUGACGGCUGCGUGGUCCCAUUGUGUUUAUACUUGCAUACUAUUGUUUGUACAGAUGAACGUGGUACCUUCAGGCGUUUGGAAAUUGCUCCCAAGGAUGAACCAGACUUGCAUUCAUUCAUCAAGGCACGUUAGCGAUAGCAAUAAUUCAAUUUUUUUUUUUAUGAGGUCUUGGCUGAUUUCUUUUGAUUUUCCCAUGAUGUCAAGCAAAGAGGCACUGAGUUUGAAGGUAGGCCUUGAAAUACAUCCACAGCGAUGAAUCGGCAGAGCAGACUAGUUAGGUACAUACAGGACAUCCACAGGUACACCUCCAAUUGACUCAAAUGAUGUCAAUUAGCCUAUCAGAAACUUCUAAAGCCAUGACAUAAUUUUCUGGAAUUUUCCAAGCGGUUUAACCUGUCUGGCACCGGGGUUCCGCUAGAGGAACUCCUCCCACAUUCCACUGAAAAGGCAGAGCGCGAAAUUCAAAAGAUAUUUUUUUGAAAUAUUUAACUUUCACACAUUAACAAGUCCAAUACAGUAAAUGAAAGAUACACAUCUUGUGAAUCCAGUCAACAUGUCCGAUUUUUAAAAUGUUUUACAGCGAAAACACCACAUAUAUUUAUGUUAGCUCACCACCAAAUACAAAAAAGACAUUUUUCACAGCACAGGUAGCAUGCACAAAGCCAACCUAACUAACCAAGAACCAACCAAACUAACCAAGAAACAACUUCAUCAGAUGACAGUCUUAUAACAUGUUAUACAAUAAAUCUAUGUUUUUUUUCGAAAAAAUGUGCAUAUUUGAGGUAUAAAUCAGUUUUACAUUGCAGCUACCAUCACAGCUACUGUCAGAAAUAGCACUGAAGCAGCCAGAGUAAUUACAGACACCAACGUCAAAUACCUAAAUACUCAUCAUAAAACAUUUCUGAAAAAUCGAUGGUGUACAGCAAAUUAAAGACAAUAUCUUGUGAAUCCAGCCAAUAUUUCCGAUUUUUUAAGUGUUUUACAGCGAAAACACAAUAUAGCAUUCUAUUAGCUUACUACAAUAGCCUACCACACUACCGCAUUCAUUCAUCAAGGCACGUUAGCGAUUGCAAUAGGCACGUUAGCGAUAGCGAAUAAACCAGCAAAAUAUAUUAAUUUUCACUAACCUUCAUAAACCUUCAUCAGAUGACAGUCCUAUACCAUCAGGUUAUACAUACACUUAUGUUUUGUUCGAAAAUGUGCGUAUUUAGAGCUGAAAUCAGUGGUUAUACAUUGUGCUAACGUAGCAUCUUUUUCCCACAACGUCCGGAUAUUUUUCUGACACUUUUUCUGACACAUAUUCUGACCAAAUAACUAUUCAUAAACAUAACUAAAAAAUACAUGUUGUAUAGGAAAUGAUAGAUACACUAGUUCUUAAUGCAAUCGCCGUGUUAGAAUUCUAAAAAUAACUUCAUUACGACAUCCAGCUUAGGUAUAGCGAGAGAGUACCCAAAAUCUGGGUGCAAACGACUAGUACAACAUGUUCGACAGAUAUAUGAAAUAGCAUCAUAAAAUGGGUCCUACUUUUGCUGAUCUUCCAUCAGAAUGUUGUACAAGGGGUCCUUUGUCAGGAACAAUCGUUGUUUGUUUUUAGAACGGCCUUUUUCCCUCUCGAUUUAGCAAGCACACUUGCCAAGUGGCGCAAAUCUCUCCAUCGUCAACAAACUCAGAGAACGGAACACGGCAAAACUCCCGAAAAAAUUUCAAUAAUCUGAUUAAACUAUAUUGAAAAAACAUACUUUACGAUGAUAUUGUCACAUGUAUCAAAUAAAACCAAAGCCGGAGAUAUUAGUCGUCCAAAACGACAGCUUAUCAGAAGGCAAAUCCAGGUCCCUUCUCGCGCUCUCCAGAAAACAGGAAACUGGUGACACGUCAUGCCAAGAGCUAUUAUUCGAGCCCAGAUCAAGUUACACACUCAAUUUCUUCUCUCGCUGCUUGUCGACAUCUAGUGGAAGACGUAUGAAGUGCAUCUAAACUAAUAAAUAUCAAGGACUUUAAUAGGCAGCCCCUAGAACAGUGCAUCGAUUUCAGAUUUUCCACUUCCUGUUAGGAGGUUUUCUGCAAAAGGAGUUCUGUUUUACUCACAGAUAUAAUUCAAACGGUUUUAGAAACUAGAGAGUGUUUUCUAUCCAAUAGUAAUAAUAAUAUGCAUAUUGUACGAGCAAGAAUUGAGUACGAGGCCGUUUAAAUUGGGCACGAUUUUCCCCCAAAGUGAAAACAGCGCCCUCUGUCCUCAACAGGUUAAAUAAAUGUAUCGUAUAGUGUGUGUGUGGCAGGCUUACAAUGAUGUCAAAAAACAACAUUUGAGAGUGCGCUGACCCUGGUGCUAGAGGGGGUAUGCAGCUAGAGGUUGAAUGUUUGAAGGGGUACGGUACUUUAAAAAGUUUGGGAACCACUGCUCUAUGGGAUUGGUGUCCCUAAACCGGGACGGUUGUUGCUAACAUGGGCUAAUGUGACUAGAAUGACGUUGUAUACAACAGCCAACUUUACGGGACAUAGACAUGUCUUAUAUGAGCAGAAAGCAAAAAUUCUUGUUAAUCUAACUGCAGUGUCCAAAUAUAAGUAGCCAACAGUGAAAAAGACCAUGCUAUUGUUUGAGGAGAGUGCACAACAACAACAAAAACUUUUAUCAAUGGCAACUGGUUUGAUACAUUCACCCCUGAAGGUAAAUAAUGUACUUACCUAGCCGUGAUCGGUCAUCCUGAGGAUCCCAGAGAUAAAAUGCAUAGUUUUCUUUGAUAAAAUCAAUGUUUAUGUUCAAAUGUAGGAACGGAGGUCUACAAUUUGACCCCACUGCUGUCUCUGAUUCCACAUCCACCCGGCCCGGCCAUCUAGAUAUGUGAAAGUUAGUGUAUACAGUUGAAGUCGGAAGUUUCCAUACACUUAGGUUGGAGUCAUUAAAACUCGUUUUUCAACAGCUCCACAAAUUUAUUGCUAACAAACUAUCGUUUUGGAAAGUCGGUUAGGACUUUGUGCAUACUUUGUGCAUAACUCUGCGAUGUUGGGAUGUACUGGAGAGACUCAGUCUUAAAUAAUUUUCCACACACAGUCUAUGCCUGUGUUUAGUUUUCAUGCUAGUGAGGGCCGAGAAUCCACUCUCACAUAGGUACGUGGUUGCAAAGGGCAUCAGUGUCUUAACAGCGUGAUUUGCCAAGGCAGGAUACUCUGAGCGCAGCCCAAUCCAUAAAUCUGGCAGUGGCUUCUGAUUAAAUUCAAUUUUCACAGAACCGCUUGUUGCAAUUUCGAUGAGGCUCUCUUGUUCAGAUAUCGUUAAGUGGACUGGAGGCAGGGCAUGAAAGGGAUAACAAAUCCAGUUGUUUGUGUUAUCUGUUUCGGGAAAGUUAAUUUGCACACAAAAAAAUCAUACAAUGAUAGAAAGACCUGUGUGUUGUCCUUGUUAAUGCAGACAGAGAAGAGCGCCAAAUUCUUAAUCAUAGCCUCAAUUUUUUCCCACACAUUGAAUAUAGUUGCGGAGAGUCCCUGUAAUCCUUGAUUCAGAUCAUUCAGGCGAGAAAAAACAUCACCCAGAUAGGCCAGUCGUGGGAGAAACUCGUCCUCAUGCAAGCGGUCAGCCAAGUGAAAAUGAUGGUCAGUAAAGAAAACUUUAAGCUCGUCUCUCAGUUUUAAAAAAACGUGUCAAUACUUUGCCCCCUGAUAACCAGCGCACUUCUGUAUGUUGUAAAAGCGUUACAUGGUCGCUGCCCAUAUCAUUGCAUAGUGCAGAAAAUACACGAGAGUUCAGGGGCCUUGCUUUAACAAAGUUAACAAUUUUCACUGUAGUGUCUUUGUGUCUUUGGCUAUGCCGGAUUAAGUGAUAUGACAUGCUAUUCUAUGAAAUCUUUUCUCUGUAAUUAAUAUUACCCGAUUGAGCUAAUCAUGUAAAUGUAAUUAACUAGAAAGUCGGGGCACCACAAAAUAAUAUUUAUAGAGCUGUUAUCUUCCGAAUAAACUCUUAAAGACCUAGUAAUAUUUUACAUUAAUAGCAGUCAAUAUUCAUCGUCACCUUAUUUCAGUCUCAUCUGAAAGUUGUAAAUUCUUGGUUAUCUUCACGAACCCUGGCUAACAAGUUGAAUCAGCAAUACAAAAUUGGGUUUAAUUAUUUAUUUACUAAAUACCUAACUAAUCACACAGAAUUACAUAUACACAGAAUGAAUCAUACCUUGAUUACAAAUUAUGUCAUAAAGGAAAACGUCCCUAGCGGACGGAACAGAUUUGACAGCUGGUUACACAAAGAAAAUCAAAAUCAAAUCAAAUCAAAUCCAAUUUAUUUAUAUAGCCCUUUGUACAUCAGCUGAUAUCUCAAUGUGCUGUACAGAAGCCCAGCCUAAAACCCCAAACAGCAAUAAUGCAGGUGUAGAAGCACGCAUAAGAUUCUGGGUUGGGUUUGAGUGAAAGAGCGGGAAGACUGAAGAACAAAGGGAGAAGCGAUGUCUCUAUCGGGCCGUAGGCAGCUACUCUAUCGUAAAUACAGAAUCUUAUGCAUUCUAAAUUACCGCCCAUUUGGAAAAGGAAAAUGCAAUAACUAUUUACUCUGAGCUGCGCUUCAAUAGGUUGGUGGUAGAUGGAAGGCCGUGUUGCCCAACAUAGUUCUUUGAAGAGUGUCUCUGGUGGUGAACGAGAAACGUUGUAGUGUCGUCGUUGUGUGGUAGACGGGAUACUCUGUCUGUCCUUUCCCAGUCCACGCUUGGCGGCUGGAGUGAAUCAGAGUUCAAAGUUCAUACCCCGUUGCAAUGCUUAUAUGCUCAUGCUAUAUUCUGGCUGGUAUUGUCGAAAUUCAUCAUAUUCGACGUGUCGAUCGUCCUCUUCACGUGGGAAUUCAAUGCUAAUUUCGUUAGGUAGCUGAGAUUGGCUAUGCUCUGUAGUUAUUAUCUGAACCCUCCUGACAUUGGAUCGUCAUCCUAAUGUACCCGGAACAGGAGGUUACAUUUCCACUUAUAUAGUGGGGGGAGAAGGGUGUGUUUCACAGUCUACAACCCCUGUCUCUUCACAAGGGCGGGCCACUGAUUGAGCAGAGCCCUAACCUUAUGAAAACCCAAAUCUCUCAUUUGGAAGCUAAAAUUACAUUUCAUCUGGCACCAAAUAUUUUUAUAUUUAAACAUUUGAAGUGCACAACAAUUCCAUGUGAAUCUGAUAACUAUAAUGUGUAGACUUUCCCAGAUACAGUUUAGGUCGUCCUGUCAUCAGUCAUAAUGUCUCAGAUGACAACCGAACUGACAUCAUAUUCAUUAAGUACCAACGCAUAUGUUCAACUGGUUGGAUUACCAAAAUAUGGUUAAUUUCCCCCCACCUUCUGAUGUUUCCAGAAUCUCUAUGUUAACCAAGGGAUUUUCAAUAGUCACAUCAGUAGGGUAGAGAGAGGAAAAAAGGGGGGAGAGGUAUUUAUGACUGUCAUAAACCUACCCCCAGGUCAGCGUCAUGACAUGUCCAAAAGGUCUUUCAAGCUGUCAGACAUUCCCUUGGCAGCAAGAGCCUCUCAGUGGAUGCUGCAGUGUACCCAAGUGGCGUCGGGAGCAACUGCUUGCAUGCGCUUUACCACUCCACUGUCUUCCUGUCAUGGCUUUUGCGCCAUCAGUACAGAUACCAACACAUCUUGACCACCAAAGUCCAUUUGAUGUCACAAAGCUGUCCAGUACUUAAUAAAAAAUAUCCUCUCCUGUCCUGGUUUCCAGUGGUUUGCAGAAGAGGAUGUCUUCCUUAAUUGACCCCACAUAAAUGUAACAGGUAUACCAGAAAUGUGCCAGGUCUGUUGACUCAUCCAGCUGUAAUGCAUAGAAUUCACUGGCUUGUAUGCGAAGCAGUAAUUGUUUCAAAACAUCUCCUGCCUUUGUCACUUAUGCGUCGGGAAACAGUGUUGUUUGAUGAAGACAUUGCCUGUAUUGCUUUUUUGGGCCUUUUCCACCAGCAUUGUCCCAGCCAUAUCCGCGGCAGCAGGAAGAAUUAAGUCCUCCACAAUUGUAUGGGGCUUGCCUGUCCUAGCCACUCGGUAGCUCACCAUAUAAGACGCUUGUAGCCCCUUCUUAUUAAUGGUGUCUGUUGCUUUAAUACAUGUCUUACUACUUGAAAGUCAUCUUAAUUCUCACUCAAAUAACUCCUGUGGCUUAUUUUUCAAAUUGGCAUGUGUUGUUUCUAAACGUCUGCGCAGGAGUGAAGGUUUCAUCGAGUUGUGAGAUAGUACUUUUGCACAUAUGACACACUGUAGCUGAGGAAAGGCACUACUCCCAUUAUAAGUGAACCCCAAAUCAAUGUAGUUCUCAUCAUAUUUGCACCUCUUCGAUGGUUCAACGUCCCUGUCUGUUGUUUGGUGCUUUCCCAUGUAAGGGGGCAGUAGCUGUUUGGCUGCAUCAGAUUCACAACUGUCAGUGUUCAUGCUAGCUGGGCUAACAACAAAUGUAGAAUUACUGAUGCUAGCAUUGAAUGUGCUCAUGGAGCAGGACAACUUUUGUCGUCGACAGGUGCAGUACUGCUGGUAGUAGCAGUACUACCAGUAGAGCUGGUAUGCGUCUAUGGACGUGAGCCCUACUUUUCUUAAACCAAUUUCAAGUAAACUGAAUGAGCAGCAGCUACAUUUGGCUACAUACGGACCGUUAGUGGAAUUCCUGCAAGAGAGUAACAGUUAAUGUGAUUGGAUGUUAAUUAUUUAACUAUGCUACCUGUAUGACAUUGUGUUGUUAUUUCGCUGAACACUAGAUGGUUUAAUUUUAUUUGACAGUGAAACAAGGCUACUCAGGCGAGAGAAAACAAAAAAUGUAUAACCCCAUUGGAAAAUAUAAAUUGACUGUUUGAAAAUGAAAAAAAUAAAAAAGUUGUGAAUCACAUUUUUAUUUGGUGUACCCCGGUUUGGGAAUAACUGCCAUAGAGGUUGACCAAUAUCUGUAUUCUGUGCUUGUGCUUUUUGAAUAACCAAUUUCUGUGUUCAUAAAAGUGACUGAAAUCCUCACUAUCAGCAUCUGCAAUUUGACUGUACACCCAGCCCCUUGUUUUGAGAACAAAAUAUCUCCGUUUCUCUCAGCUUAGAGAGAAGAAGCCUUGUGAGAUAUUGGUUUGUGUUACGUACGCCUCUUGGAGGGAACACAACACCCUGCUACAUUUCAACUCCCCGUGGCAUGAAAAAGUAUGUGAUCGUGGGUGCGGGGAAGGACAACAGAGGCAGAGAAAAAUACAGUUUAUAGGGAAUUUAUUCUUCCUUAACACGGUAAGGUGGGGAAAAGGGGCUGGACGGAACCAAAGCAAAGAAAGUAAAAAUUCAAAAGAGUCCCCUCUCCUACCUUCCCACUACUUACCUAACUUUUAGUACCACCUUGCGCACUAACCAAAAUACAGGGGGUGGUCUGCCCAAGUCUUACCUAGUGUGCAUAGACAGUAAAUACUACGGGUUAUGUAUGCACGCAGGCCUCUUGCCUAAACACUCCCAAGGUGCGUUCCCCUUCCCCCCCAGGAACAAAUGAAACAGAAUAAUUACUAAUACUUUAAGGGAACAAUUUCAAUAAUCAUAAACACUAAGUCCUAUUGGCAUACACAUACCUCAGGAGUAGCUGCUACAAAAUACCUUCAACAAAACUUCCAGAGACUAACAACCAACACAGGACAUCAAAGAAGCUCUCUCUCCUGACAAAGGAACACUGGCUUUUAUCCAGCUGGAGAAGGAGUUGGUAAUUGAAGACAGCUGUUUCCCCUGACGAGAGGGAGGGUUCAGAGCUCCAAUCAUCAAAGGGGCCGACCAAUCAGCUGCAUGAGGAAUCCAGGAUUCCAUUUCCUGAAAUACACACACGUACAAACCCACAACAACACAGAAACUAGGGAACGUAACAGUCUGUCACAUGCAUAACUCAGAAUUGGUCAGUCACACAAAUGAAGAAACAUUAACGAUGAAUUAAUUAUGAGUAAUGAAUAAGCUAAAUCAUGCAAAUAUAACUUGUCUGCAGUACAUAAGAGAACUAACGGGACUGCCCCAGUAGAGCCUCUGAUCGACAUGUGCAUUUGGUGCAUUGAGCAAUUUGCAACCUCUCCAGAACGCUGAUAAUAAGGAAUUAUUCAUUUAAGAUUGACUUUGAGUAUCCCUGUGUAGAAUUUCAGUUCCAUGUAGAAGGGGUUUUACAUGGAACCCAAAGGGAAAGGAAAAGUGAAAGGGGAUACCUAAUCAGUUGUACAACCAAAAAGUUCUACCUCAAACCAAAAAUAGUUUUUCAAAGGGUUCUCCUUUUGAAGAACCGUUUAGGUUCUAGAUACACUAUACAGUAUCUAAAAAAAAGUAUGUGGACAACCCUUCAAAUUAGUGGAUUUGGCUAUUUCAGCCACACCCGUUGCUGACAGGUGUAUAAAAUCAAGCACAUAGACAUGCAGUCUCCAUAGACUGGCCUUAAUGAAGAGCUCAGUGACUUUCAACGUGGCACCGUCAUAGGAUGCCACCUUUCCACAAGUCAGUUCAUAAAAUGUCUGCCCUUCUGGAGCUUCCCCGGUUAACUGUAAGCGAUGUUAUUGUUAAGUGGAAACGUGUAGGAGCAACAACGCUUCAGCCGCGAAGUGGUAGGCCACACAAGCUCACAGAAUGGGAUUGCUGAGUGUUGAAGCGUGUAGCGUGUAAAAAUGGUCUGUCCUCAGUUGCAACACUCACUGCCGAGUUCCAAAUUGCCUCUGGAAGCAACGUCAUCACAAGAACUGUUCGUCGGGAGCUUCAUGAUUUGAGUUUCCAUGGCCGAGCAGCCGCACACAAGCCUAAGAUCACAAAGCGCAAUGGCAAGCAUAGGCUGGAGUGGUGUAAAGCUCGCUGCCAUUGGACUCUGGAGUAGUGGAAACGCGUUCUCUGGAAUUAUGAAUUAAUCUGGGUUUGGCUGAUGCCAGGAGAACGCUACCUGCCCGAAUGCAUAGUACCAACUGAAAUGAUUGGUGGAGGAUAAAUAAUGGUCUGGAGCUGUUUUUCAUGGUUCGGGCUAUGCCCUUUAGUUCCAGGGAAGGGAAAUCUUAAUGCUACAGCAUGCAAUGGCAUUCUAGACGAUUCUGUGCUUCCAACUUUGUGGCAACAGUUUGGGGAAGGCCCUUUCCUUUUUCAGCAUAACAAUGCCCUUGUGCACAAAGUUAGGUUCAUACAGAAAUGGUUUGUCGACAUCGAUGUGGAAGAAAUUGACUGGCUUGCACAGAGCCCUGACCUCAACCCCAUCGAACACCUUUUGGAUGAAUUGGAACACCGACUGCGAGCCAAGCCUAAUCGCCCAACAUCAAUGCCCAACUUUACUAAUGCUCUUGUGGCUGAAUGGAAGCAAGUUCCUGCAGCAAUGUUCUAACAUCUAAUGGAAUGCCUUUCCAGAAUAGUGUAAGCUGUUAUUGCAGAAAAGGGGGAAACCAACUCCAUAUUAUUUGGGGAGUGAGUGGCACAGUGGUCUAAGGCACUGCAUCGCAGUGCUAGAGGCAUCACUACAGACCCGGGUUUGAUCCCAGGCUGUAUCACAACCAGCAGUGAUCGGGAGCCCCAUAGGGCGGUGCACAAUUUGCCCCAGCGUCGCCCGGGUUAAGGGAGGGUUUGUCACGGGAAGGCUGUCAUUGUAUAUAAGGAUUUGUUCUUAAACUGGCUUGCCUAGUUAAAUAAAAAAUAUCAAUGAUUUUGAAAUGAGAUGUUCGAUGAAAAGGUGUCCACAUACUUCUGGUCAUGUAGUGUAGCACCUUUUUUUCUAAGAGUGCAGUACAUCGUGUUCAUAGCAUUUCUGUAAGCAGUACAUUCAGAAAGGUCUUUACAGAUAACCACAGCCCCCUUCUUCGACAUAUACCGGAGAGAGAGACAGAGAAUGAGAGGGAGAGAGACAGCGCAGGGGAGCAAGACAGAGAGAGAGAGCAAGAGAAAGGGAGACAGACAGAGAUGGAGGGAGGGAGUGAGAUGGAGGGAGAGAGAGAAAGAGUGCUCAGGGAAGCAAAAGAAAGGGAGAGAGACAGAGAGAUAGCAGGAGAGAUGGAGAGAGCAAGAGGUGGAGAGGAGGGGUGACUGAUUCAUCCUGGGUGGUUUAGCAGUCAUUAUGCUAAAGCCCUUCCCUCUCCUCAGUCCCCUUCUCCUCUUUUCAGUCCCCCUCUCCUCUCCUUCCCUCUCCUCCAGCCCAGUGACUGGAAUAACCUUCAGCAUUUCACUUUCGUUCAGAUGUGGAUAUUGUGAAUCAUACGGACUGUCACCAUUUUCAUACAGCUGUGGUUUGGAAAUAUAUGAUGAUAAUAUUUCAAAGUGAUGUAAUGCAUUCCAAGACAUUUGUCUUUCACACCUCCUCUGUCUCUCUACAGAUUAUGUCACAGUCUCAGGGAGGGAGGCAGGGUGUCUGGAUGUUCCUUUUCCAAUCUGCAGCGUGCUUCUGCCAUCUGGUGGCAUACAUUUUAUUUAUUUUCAUUUUAAUUUUAAUUUCACCUUUAUUUAACCAGGUAGGCAAGUUGAGAACACGUUCUCAUUUACAACUGCGACCUAGCCAAGAUAAAGCAAAGCAGUUCAACACAUACAAGAACACAGAGUUACACAUGGAGUAAAACAAACAUACAGUCAAUAAUACAGGAGAAAAAUAAGUCUAUAUACAAUGUGAGCAAAUGAGGUGAGAUAAGGGAGGUGAAGGCAAAAAAAAGGCCAUGGUGGCGAAGUAAAUACAAUACUGCAAGUAAAACACUGGAAUGUUAGAUUUGCAGUGGAAGAAUGUGCAAAGUAGAGAUAGAAAUAAUGGGGUGCAAAUGGGCAAAAUAAAUAAAUAAAUAAAUUCAGUAGGGGGAGAGGUAUUUGUUUGGGCUAAAUUAUAAAUGGGCUAUGUACAGGUGCAGUAAUCUGUGAGCUGCUCUGACAGCUGGUGCUUAAAGCUAGUGAGGGAGAUAAGUGUUUCCAGUUUCAGAGAUUUUUGUAGUUCGUUCCAGUCAUUGGCAGCAGAGAACUGGAAGGAGAGGCGGCCAAAGGAAGAAUUGGUUUUGGGGGUGACCAGAGAGAUAUACCUGCUGGAGCGCGUGCUACAGGUGGGUGCUGCUAUGGUGACCAGCGAGCUGAGAUAAGGGGGGACUUUACCUAGCAGGGUCUUGUAGAUGACCUGGGCCAUUGGGUUUGGCGACGAGUAUGAAGCGAGGGCCAACCAACGAGAGCGUACAGGUCGCAGUGGUGGGUAGUAUAUGAGGCUUUGGUGACAAAACGGAUGGCACUGUGAUAGACAGCAUCCAAUUUAUUGAGUAGGGUAUUGGAGGCUAUUUUGAGUCGAGGAUCGGUAGGAUGGUCAGUUUUACAAGGGUAUGUUUGGCAGCAUGAGUGAAGGAUGCUUUGUUGCGGAAUAGGAAGCCAAUUCUAGAUUUAACUUUGGAUUGGAGAUGUUUGAUGUGAGUCUGGAAGGAGAGUUUACAAUCUAACCAGACACCUAGGUAUUUGUAGUUGUCCACAUAUUCUAAGUCAGAACCGUCCAGAGUGGUGAUGUUGGACGGGCGGGCAGGUGCAGGCAGCGAUCGGUUGAAGAGCAUGCAUUUAGUUUUACUUGUAUUUAAGAGCAAUUGGAGGCCACGGAAGGAGAGUUGUAUGGCAUUGAAGCUCGUCUGGAUGGUUGUUAACACAGUGUCCAAAGUAGGGCCAGAAGUAUACAGAAAUGUGUCAUCUGCGUAGAGGUGUAUCAGAGACUCACCAGCAGCAAGAGCGACAUCAUUCAUGCAUACAGAGAAGAGAGUCGGUCCAAGAAUUGAACCCUGUGGCACCCCCAUAGAGACUGCCAGAGGCCCGGACAACAGGCCCUCCGAUUUGACACACUGAACUCUAUCAGAGUAGUUGGUGAACCAGGCGAGGCAAUCAUUUGAGAAACCAAGGCUAUCGAGUCUGCCGAUGAGGAUGUGGUGAUUGACAGAGUCGAAAGCCUUGGCCAGGUCAAUGAAUACGGCUGCACAGUAUUGUUUCUUAUCGAUGGAGGUUAAGAUAUCAUUUAGGACCUUGAGCGUGGCUGAGGUGCACCCAUGACCAGCUCUGAAACCAGAAUGCAUAGCGGAGAAGGUAUGGUGGGAUUCGAAAUGGUCGAUAAUCUGUUUGUUGACUUGGCUUUCGAAGACCUUAGAAAGGCAGGGUAGGAUAGAUAUAGGUCUGUAGCAGUUUAGGUCAAGAGUGUCCCCCUCUUUGAAGAGGGGGAUGACCGCAGCUGCUUUCCAAUCUUUGGGAAUCUCAGACGACACGAAAGAGAGGUUGAACAGGCUAGUAAUGGGAGUUGCAACAAUUUCGGCAGAUCAUUUUAGAAAGAAAGGGUCCAGAUUGUCUAGCCCGGCUGAUUUGUAGGGGUCCAGAUUUUGCAGCUCUUUCAUAACAUCAGCUGACUGGAUUUGGGAGAAGGAGAAAUGGGGAAGGCUUGGGCGAUUUGCUGUGGAGGGUGCAGUGCUGUUGACCGGGGUAGAGGUAGCCAGGUGGAAAGCAUGGCCAGCCGUAGAAAAAUGCUUAUGGAAAUUCUCAAUUACAGUGGAUUUAUCGGUGGUGACAGUGUUUCCUAUCCUCAGUGCAGUGGGCAGCUGGGAGGAGGUGCUCUUAUUCUCCAUAGACUUUACAGUUUCCCAGAACUUUUUUGAGUUUGUGUUGCAGCAAGCAAAUUUCUGCUUGAAAAAGCUAGCCUUGGCUUUUCUAACUGCCUGUGUAUAUUGGUUUCUAGCUUCCCUGAAAAGUUGCAUAUCACGGGGGCUGUUCGAUGCUAAUGCAGAACACCGUAGGAUGUUUUUGUGUUGGUUAAGGGCAGUCAGGUCGGGAGAGAACCAAGGGCUAUAUCUGUUUCUGGUUCUAAAUUUCUUGAAUUGGGCAUGCUUAUUUAAGAGGGUGAGGAAGGCAUUUUU
Messenger RNA from Salvelinus fontinalis (brook trout), 24712 nucleotides. RefSeq names its product kin of IRRE-like protein 1. The coding region runs from base 571 to 3003 and encodes 810 amino acids. The transcript has 15 exons. Gene Ontology annotation, cellular component: cell-cell junction. NCBI's taxonomy places the organism in Eukaryota, Metazoa, Chordata, Actinopteri, Salmoniformes, Salmonidae. Gene Ontology annotation, molecular function: cell adhesion molecule binding. Gene Ontology annotation, biological process: cell-cell adhesion. The record is from RefSeq and is a predicted model, not a curated record.